This is a messenger RNA of Pseudogymnoascus verrucosus, 1428 nucleotides long. RefSeq lists its product as uncharacterized. The transcript has 3 exons. The record is from RefSeq and is a predicted model, not a curated record. The coding region runs from base 1 to 1428 and encodes 475 amino acids. Lineage: Eukaryota; Fungi; Ascomycota; Leotiomycetes; Thelebolales; Thelebolaceae.
AUGGAGAAAGCUGCGCUCGUUACUCAAGCGGACGACCAGUUUUUGUUCGUUGAAUCUUCCGAAUCUGAGGUGACGGCAAUGAAAGAGAACCGCAGACUCUCGCUCGGGAUGCACGGAGAGACACAAGAAAUGCACUCCAAGACUUUUGAACGCGAAGACAAUGCGAAAGAGGAGGAGACAGUUCUACCAAUGGAGCAGCAGGGAACUCAAGGCCGCACCAGCAACUCUGUAGAGAAACAGACGGAGAGCAUGGAGCAGACACACACAGUCUCGCCCAAGAUGAACGGAGAAACACAGAUUCACCACAAUCACCAAAACCAGCCCCGUGGAGCGACAGGACUUCAAAAACAGCAACGGAACCCAGCAAAGUGGGAAGACUGGCUUGCGCUUCAGGAACACGCUAGAGAACUUCGAAAGGCUUCUGAGAACAUGGCAAAACAGGUAGAGAUAUAUCAACCCAAGAAGUGGAUAGAACGUCAGAUGAUCCGCAAUGCUUUAGAGUGUCAGGCUUUAGAGCGUCAGGCCAAGAAGACAACAAUGAUCGAUAGGCUGCAACGUUCGACCUCCGUGAAAAAAAUAGACCGAUAUUACGCAAAGAUCCGACAAAUGAAUAAGGAAGAGGCGGAUGAGGCUGCCCUCGAUAUGAUCGAGAAAAAUCUAUACUCCGAAUCCUAUUAUCCUUGUGCUCUCGUGGAUAAACCUUGGAUACCCUCGACACUAAAGUGGCUGAGAGAUUUUCGGGCAAAAACAGAAAAGCCGCAAAAUACACUCCUCAUGACCUAUGAACCCAAAGCGAAGGUGAAAGAGUGGCUGAAAACUGUAUGCACGAACAAGGAAGAAAUGGAAGGCACCCUCUUCAUGGACACCGAAACAUCAGUGAAACAAGUCACCGCCGCAUCCUUCAUGGAUACCGAAACCAAAGUGAACUCGGACACCGCCGCAACCCGCAAGCAAUAUGCAGAAAUCCAGAGCAAGAUCUCUCCGCCUAAACCGGCGACCAAAAUGAUUCCCUGGACGUCCAACCUCCCCAUCCCCCCACCCGAAGGACGAUAUAUCUUCUACAAACCUGCCGAAACCCGCACCCCACUGGGUUUUGGGGCGGCUUCUCCCUUCGUGAGCCAAGAGCAAUUGAAGAAGCGGAAGAGGGAGGAGAAGAAGCGGGAGGUGGAAGAGAGGAUGAUGGAUGAGGAGUUGGAUACGGAGGUGCUGCCGAAGCCCAAGAGAGGGAAGAGGUUGAAUGAGUUUGAGGAAGCCAUGAGGGUUGCGGGGCUGUGUCCUGAGGAUCCGGAUAAGAAGGAGAAGGGGAAGGGAAGAGGAAAGGGGAGGGAGAAUGGGGGGAAGGAGGAGAGGCCCUGGGAGGAGAAAGAGAAGAGGGGAGGGGGGAGGGGAGGAGGAAGAGGGAAGAGGGGUGGGUUUGGGAUGAUGUGA